Oreochromis niloticus (Nile tilapia) is the source of this 1127-nucleotide messenger RNA. RefSeq names its product collectin sub-family member 10 (C-type lectin) (gene colec10). The record is from RefSeq and is a predicted model, not a curated record. NCBI's taxonomy places the organism in Eukaryota, Metazoa, Chordata, Actinopteri, Cichliformes, Cichlidae. The coding region runs from base 120 to 944 and encodes 274 amino acids. Gene Ontology annotation, biological process: ossification. The transcript has 7 exons. Gene Ontology annotation, molecular function: growth factor activity.
ACAAACAGCAGCACUGCUUUCUUCUGUCACUAAUGCUACGCUGAUCCCUGCUCCUCGACCAUCUGCUCCAAAAAGCCAAAAGGUUUGGAUUUUCUGCAGCGGUCUGUGAUGGUUGGGAGAUGCUGCGGCUCUUGGUGCUCUGUGUGUUUGUAGCCAUCUUCAGCUACGUUUCUGUUUCUAUAGAGGUUUGCACCAGCGCCUUGAUACCCGGAGCUAAAGGAGACCAAGGUGAGAUUGGAGAUGAUGGAGAUCAGGGGAAGCUGGGGAAGAAUGGACCACCAGGACUUCCAGGAGUGCCGGGGGAGCCGGGCCUUAAAGGAGAAUUGGGCCACACAGGAAAGAUUGGGCCUACUGGAGACAGAGGUGACAAGGGUGAUAAAGGUUUAGAUGGACCAGCUGGUUUAAAAGGGAAACAAGACACUAGACGAUGUCUUACCUCCGACCAUUUAAUAGAAGGAACUGAGACAGGAGGUCUUUGUGAAAGAGCUUGUAUCAAGUCUGGAGUGGUUCUAGGCUUGAGAGAAACAGAAGAGAGGUACUACCUGCUGGUGAAGGAGCCCAAGAGGUUUAGAGAGGCUUUAAUGAACUGCAAGCUCAGAGGAGGCACCCUGGCCAUGCCCAAAAGCACCAACACCAACCGUCUCAUGGCAGACUAUGUUAGUCAGGCAGGACUGACACGAGUGUAUAUAGGAGUGCAGACUCAAACCAAGGAUGUGGACGGGAGCAGUCAUGUUUAUGCAGACUCCACCCCUCUGCAGGGUUUUGCAUCUUGGAGCCAAGAGGAGGAGCUACAGCCCAACACAAACUCCAGCUGCGUGGAGCUGCUCAGCACUGGAACGUGGGCUCACGUGGAGUGUGAAGCCACCAUGUUUUUCAUCUGUGAGUUCCCGAAGAGCAGGAGAAGAGGAGGAGGAAGAGAGCCAGGUGCCUCGGCAUCAUCGUGACCUUGACCACUCGCUGCACAUGUCAAGACAAGGAACAGACUCCUGAAAAAAAACAUUUAUAUUUCACAUUUCCUGCAAAUGUGCAGACAAUUUCAGUUUGAUUGACACUACUGUGUUCACGUAUUUCAGUAAGAACCAUUACCACCAACAAAUCAGUAAAAAUUGUUCUAAAAUUAAGUAAAA